Molecule: messenger RNA, 4498 nt
Organism: Xiphophorus couchianus (Monterrey platyfish)
Lineage: Eukaryota; Metazoa; Chordata; Actinopteri; Cyprinodontiformes; Poeciliidae
Gene: wdr4
Product: WD repeat domain 4
Exons: 10
Coding region: 82-1083 (333 amino acids)
Biological process (GO): RNA (guanine-N7)-methylation; tRNA modification
Cellular component (GO): tRNA methyltransferase complex; nucleus; cytosol
Molecular function (GO): protein binding
Source: RefSeq, a predicted model, not a curated record
ACGUACUUCCUGUGGAGAUCAUCCCCGCAUUCUCCACGUGGAAGACAAGAACUAAGAGCAUUCAGUUCGGUACCGUGAGCAAUGGCUUGUUUGGGUUUCUGUGGGGAAUGGUUUCUGUCAACCUGCAGCAGCAAACUCAUAGCGAUCCAUACCAAAGAGCCCAGAGAACCGUUUGUGUUUGACUGCAGCCGUGCUGAAAAGAGGCUAAAAAUAGCAAAGGAUGUAAAUAGCAGUGAUGCAUCAGAGGACACCGGAAGUGACACGGUCCUUGCUUUUGCAGUGUCUUCAUCUGGCAAAUUGAUGGCGAUAACUGAUGACACCAAACGACUGAUCCUGUUUCAGUGUGAACCUUCAUGGCACUGCAUUAGCAUCAGGUGGGUGAUUAGGAGGUGCACAUCACUAGUGUUCAGCCCGGCUGAAGAUGAACUGCUGGUGGCUGACAAGUCUGGAGAUGUUUACUCCUUUUCUGUGGUUGAACCAGAGAAGGACGGUGAGCUGAAGAUGGGUCACCUUUCGAUGUUGCUUGCUGUGACCAUAUCUGCAGAUGACCAAUACAUCAUUACAGCUGACCGUGAUGAGAAGAUCAGAGUGAGCCAUCGCAGGUCCCCUUAUAAUAUCCAGUCUUACUGCUUAGGGCAUCACCAGUUUGUCAGCACGCUAGAGAUCCCAAAAGGACAUCCACACUGGCUGCUGUCCGGAUCAGGGGAUGGAACAGUGAAGCUGUGGGAGUUUGAGUCUGGUCGCAAACUGCAAAGCUGGGACCUUGGACAGCUUGAAGACAAGCUAUGCUCUGAUACUGCCAAAGGAAAUAACACAGCUGUGUUUCGUAUCUGCAGUUCCCCAGGUGGCCGUGAUGUAGCUGUGUUGUGCGACGGACUGAUGAACGUUUACAUUUUCACCUUGGAGCAAACCAAUGAUGAGAAGCUGAGGCUUCACAGUAAACUCCACCUUUUCCACCGUCCCAUGGACAUAGGCUUUGACAUGAAAGGACAGCUUUGGGUGCUAUUGGACUCCAGCGAUGUUCCACUCCAAAUCCACACAUACAGAAAAAACUCCUGGGAGGCUUCAAAGAUAAAGAUCUAAAAAAAAGGGACAGGGAAGACGUUAAAAUUGAUGGGAAGAUGGAUGGAGCCGAAUACAGAACCAUUCUGGAAAGAAAACCUGUUGGAGUCUGUGAAAGACCUGAGACUGGGAUGAAGAUUUAUCUUCCAACAAGACAAUGAUCCCAAACAUAAAGCAAAAUCUACAAUGAAAUGGUUUACAAAUAAAUGUAUCCAGGUGUUAGAAUUUCCAAGUCAACGUCCAGAUCUGAAUCCAAUGGAGAAUCUGUGGAAAGAGCCUAAAACUGCUGUUCACAAGCACUCUCCAACCAACCUCACUGGAUGUUCUGCAGAGAAGAAUCGGCAAAAAUGUUAGUCUCUCCAUGAGCAAAACUGAUAGAGACAAUCUUUCUGCAUGGAGUUUGCAUGUUCUCCCCGUGCAUCUCGGUACUCCCACAGUGAAAAACAUGACUGUCAGGUAAAUUGGUCUCUCUAAAUUCUCCCUAUGUGUGAGCCCUGCGACAGACUGGUGACCUGUCCUAGGGUGUACCCCGCCUCUCGCCCGAAACUUUCGCUAAGGAUGGGCUCCAGCAGCCUUCCCGACCCUACUAGGGACAAGGUUGUACAGAAAAUGGAUGGAGUAGUGUUUUGACCGCUGUAGCUCCCGUGCCGUACAGCUCAGCUCUGCCUCUCCUCAGCUCUCCUUUCCACAUGGAAAGAAUGAAUGAAUCAGCCCCACGAAAAAUCUUCAUGAAACAACGACGUCUUCCCAGAAGAUUAAUAAAUAACUCGAAGGUUCAGGGCCACCGAGAUAUAUGACACAGGAGAAAUAUUUCCUCACCAUUUUACCAGCAACCGGUUGUCUGGAGGUGCAAGGGUAUAAGGCUACUCAGAAACAUACUCAGAAAGCAGCUAGUGAUGUCUGCAAACUCACAAACAUGUUUUUGUAGUUCACCCAUUUUCCCCUCUGUGCACCACCCAGGUCCUUUUUACCAGUUUCAGGACUCGACCAAAACCCCUCGGGGGCCUUACCUUGAGAAAUAAUGAGAUUUGGUUAAAUAUAAAACAGGCUUGGGGCAUGCCAUGGUGGCGUAGGGGUUAGCGCGACCCGCUGUAGCGGAUUCAACUCCCGGACCCUGCGACGUUUACCGCAUGUCUUCCCCCCUCUCCUUCCCCCUUUCCUGUCAGCCUACUUCACAAAAAGGGACUCUAGAGCCCACAAAAAGACCCCUUGGAGGGGUUAUAAAAAAAAAAAAACAGGCUUUAAUGCUGAAAAGUGAUCAAAUGUUACAAGCCAUGCAAGUCAUACAAAUGGAACCAAGGGCGUAGAAAAGAGUUUAUCAUUGGGGGGGACACAUAUCGGAAACCUAACAGAUCCGUAAAUAGUUUGAGCAGAAAUGUCAUAAAUGAUGAUGUCAUCAAUACGUUACUGAGUGACACGUUACUCUAAUUUGACCCUUUGUUUCAUUAGUGAAACAAGGGGUACUAUUUACAAUCCUAUAAUCAAAUUAAAAAUACAUGUUCAAGUCACUGAUUACUAUAUUUUUCAUAUUUUAAAGUAUGAACAUAUAUUGUUGCUUUCCUCUUUUUUCUACGUCACAUGCCAGCAACACAAACAUAAACAACGGAGGGAAUAGAGAUGCACAUUUUCUAGCUGAUGGAUGGAUUUUUCAUUGAGUAAUCAACUUACUUUUUCAAAGUAACACUGCCAUCCCUGUUAAUAAAUUCACAUAUUGUGUGUAUAUGUUUUGUCAUCUCUAGGUGGCACACUGUAAAGUGAGACUUAGCAGUUUUAAGUUCAAUACAGCAGUUUGACAAAUAUAGUCUAAAAAACACAUUUUGUUCUUGAACAACUCUUAAUGCAACAGUUUGCCCUACAAAAAUAAAUAAAAUGAUACUUUUCACAUCUAACAGACACACUGAUAACUCAGUGUCGUAUCACUUUCCAGCCCUUCAUUCAAGAACUUUCCAAACCUGAACCAUGGCUCUUGAAAGGUUGAAAAACAGUCUGAGGCAAAAGAGCCAAAAUGUUUUUUUCUUAUGUCAUUUUCAGCCACAAAAAUUUAAUUAAAAUAUCUACUGUUAUGUGUUACCUGCUUGGCUGCUCCUGUCUCUUCUCAUUCUGACUGUCUGCAUCCUCAUGUCCCUGCAUGGCAUUCAUGCACUACAAUAACAAGCACUACAGUAAUGUACAAUAUCAGAACGUUAACUAAUUAAAUAUAAAAAAGUAUGUUUUAUCAUACAGGAUCAGAAUUUUGUAGUGGCCAUUGUUUGUCAAGCCAAACAUCCAAUAAAAGUUCAAUCAAUGAGCGACUACUGCUGCACUGGGAUGAAGUUUAUACCCAGGCAAAAGAAGUCCAAUGUCCAAGCUUGAAGAUUGCUCUGUAUGAUUUAUUUUCACCAGUUUGGCAAGCAAAUAACAAAAUUCAAACUUUUCAUUGUUUUCCUGCUGCCUCUCCUGCUCUGGUAACAAACCAUAGGCCCCAAACCCAAUGCAUGCUGGUCCUAUACCAAUCUCUAUACUGCUAGAAAAAAUGGACCCGCAGCUCUUCCUGUCUUACUUAGAAAAACAAAUAACAAAAAUAAUGAAACAAAAAAUAAAUAAAAUUGUGACGGGGUUCUAUUAUGAUUUAGUCAAACAUAAUGACUGGUCCAAGUCGGAGAUUGUUUUAGAGGAAUUUAUUUAGCUCGCACAAAGAUGGCAGGUGCAGACCACACACGAAGGAUAUCCAGAACAGGUUAGAAAUCAAAUAAUCAUCAGUACCUUCACUGCAACAGUCCAUCACCUCCAGCGUGACUUCUUCAGGAGUCUAACCACAGACUGCCCUCCUGUGGAGUAGAGCCCUGCUUUUAAAGCCACAGGCUCCGCCCACAGACAAUCCAAACAAGCAAAAAUACUAAGCAAUUACUUUUAACUCAAAUCAACUCUUAAAGUAUACAUAAUAAUAAUAAUAAUAAAAGAAAAAAAUAAAAUAAACUUGUAAACGAAAUACAAUACUCAAUUUAAUAAACAACACCCAGUGCGCUCUGAUGACAUCACCACCUCAUGUGACUCCCUCCCUGCACGCCACAAUCCGGAAGCACCCUACUUGAAAUCAGAACCGGGAAAAAGUUUAAUACUGAAAACAGGUUAGAAUGAAUGUUUAACUGAAGCAGGAACACCGCGUGUGCACCCACAACGAACCGCAUCAGGUUAAACUGCAACAAAAAGUAAGUUAGUGAUUGUGUACGUGAUUGUGUGCAUGUGUGUGCGGGUGUGCGCGCACUCUGACUCUAUAAUUAGGUCUUAGUUCAUGACGGCUCCUCCGUCACAAAAAUCAACAAUUAUUAACCUACAAAUAAACUCUGUAAAUAAUACAAAAUAUAUAAGGUAAACCAAGAUUCAAAUUGAUAAAGAAGUAACGGAUAAAUAGCUCCAACACUACGGCCCCUAAUUGUGAAUACUGUCACAAUUACUU